AUGCCGUCCAGCAUGGAGAUUGCAUCCUCGUUCAUUAGAGGUGCUCCUCCGGGAGAGCUCUCAGAUGUUGUUGCAGCUAUCAAAAAUUUAACCCCUGAAGGGCCCGGGCUGAUCUCGUCCCUUGCGCCUGCUUUCGAGAAAUACAACGAGGAACAACUCGCGACUGUGAAGCUACCCGGUAGUAGCGAAGAGGUCAUAGUUAGUGGGUAUAAUAAACUUGGCGACGACAGAUACUACGACGUACAGAGCCAGACGUCAUUUACAUUCGAUCACGUCACGCAGACCGCGUCCUCACCACAAUCAUAUGUCCUUGACUCGCAGCAUGCCGAUUUUAUUAAGUCCCUCUUUAGAUCACUUUCCGCUCAUGCGAAAGAGCAUUAUCCAAGCUGCUCGUACGGCGUGUACCCUACGGACAAUGACACUGCUGUUGCCAUCCUGUUGGUUGCAAAUAAAUACUCCCCGAACAAUUUCUGGAAUGGCCGCUAUCGAGCCAUUUAUACCAUUCCUAUGCCCUCUGCAAACUCCGUAACGGGCACCAUUCACAUAAACGUCCAUUAUUACGAAGACGGGAACGUAUCCCUCAACACCGAGAAACCCGUAUCCAUAUCACUCUCUCCAAACUCUUCAGCGGAAACGAUUAUCAAACACAUCACAGCUGCCGAACGGGCGCAGCAGCUCGAACUUAGCGAUGCUUUUAGCAGAUUAUCUGAGGGCGCGUUUAAGGGUUUGCGCAGGCAAUUGCCUAUAACGAGACAGAAGGUUGAAUGGGAGAAAGUGGGUGGAUACAGGCUGGGACAGGAUAUUUCUGGUGGAAAGGGGCGGUAG
Molecule: messenger RNA, 825 nt
Organism: Paracoccidioides brasiliensis Pb18
Exons: 7
Coding region: 1-825 (274 amino acids)
Biological process (GO): barbed-end actin filament capping; actin cytoskeleton organization
Cellular component (GO): F-actin capping protein complex; actin cortical patch
Molecular function (GO): actin filament binding
Source: RefSeq, a predicted model, not a curated record